GUUUUAAGAAAAAAAAAUCAAAUAUUUGCGGAGAGACAAAGGAAGGCAGAGAGAGAGAGAGAGAGGUAUCUGGUUUGCGAUAAAAAAGCCUUGGAGAAGAGGUAAAGCUUCUUCCCUCCUUCCUCUGCAUCUCUUAUAUACGAUGCCGUAUCGUCUCGCUUUCGUCUGACCAGAUAGGAUCUAUCUACCGUUUGAAUUAGCUCCUUAUUUCCGUGGAGACCUCCUUCGCCUGCGUGAGAGAGCCAUGCCUACUUUCUCAGCAAUUGCUUUGGAUAGAAUGAUAGAGCCAGGUGCUGCUUCCACGUCUCAUUACUCAAAGCCGCCAGUACCUAACCAACCUCCUCGGAUGUCACCUGCUCUCUACGCCACUCCCGACGCAGUUCCACUCCCCAACUCUCCCUCUUCCUCUUCCUCUUCUUUCCCGCCCUCUCCUUACAUCAUCAACCACAAAUCACGCGCCCCCCCUCGUCGCCUUUUGAAAUCCUCUUCCGAGGCUAAUGUUGCUGAUGAAGGUCUUGUUGCUGAUGUCACGAUCAAGGUUUCACCUCGGAGGAGGAAGUCCACCUCUUUCUCCUUUCCCAUCACCGAGGCUACUGAAGAGGAUUAUUAUGGAAGCUUUGAUUUUGAUUCAAAGCCGGAGUUGGAUAAUGCUGCCAAUGAUGAUUUAGAAUGUGAAAACAAUAAUACGCCGGAGCCUGUAACUGCCAAGGUAGAUAAGGAGAGUGAGUCCGAAGAUUUCUACGACCCCGGUGAGUCAGCAAGCUUCACAAGUAACACCGACGCAGGAGAGGACGGUUCAAACAGACUCGCUACUCCUGUUGGAGAGUUUUACGAUGCUUGGGACGAGCUAUCAACCGACAGUGGAAUGCAGAGUUCAGUUCACAACAACAACAUCGAGACCGAGCUGAGGGAGAUAAGGCUUAGUUUAGUGAUGGAAAUCGAGAAGAGGAAACAAACGGAGGAGGCUCUGGAGGGGAUGCAGACUCACUGGGGGAGACUCCGUGAGCAGCUAGCUCAGGUUGGUGUGUUCGUUCCUAUUGAUCCCACCACCUCCACCAACAACAACGACAUGAGCCUAUCGGAAGAGCUACGCUGCCAGCUCGAGGUUGCUAGGUUUGUCUCCGACUCUCUAGGCAGAGGUGUGGCCAAGGCUGAGGUAGAGAUGGAGAUGGAAGCUAUGCUCGAAACUAAGAACUUUGAGAUCACGCGUUUGUCUGACCGUGUGAACUACUACGAAGCUGUGAACCGAGAGAUGUCUCAACGAAACCAAGAAGCCAUAGAGGUGGGACGAAGAGAGAGACAAAAGAGAAAGAAGAGGCAGAGAUGGAUAUGGGGAUCAAUUGCAGCAACCAUUACCCUAGGAAGCGCGGCAUUGGCAUGGUCUUAUAUUCCUGCGUCCAGACCAUCAUCAGAAGCAUCACAGCCUCUCAAGGAUGAUUAAGUAAGCCCUCUCGUCUUCAUAAAUGGGUGUUUGAUAUGAGCAAGAGAAAUAAGAUACAGGACGUUUAGCACACGCUUGUGAAUAGAAAAUAUAUACAUGUUUGGUUAUUUGUUUUAACCGUUCAAGAGGGAUGCAUAGCUCACGAGUAGCUACAACACAUGUUUUUUUUUAUUUUUUUUUUUAAAUUGCGGUUGCAAACACAUUCACUAACAUUCAGUGUUAGCUUUCUAGUCUCAAAUGCUUGGCUUUGCCUACAUUUGAAACUUUCAACAAACGAUCUCAUGGGUUGAUACU
This is a messenger RNA of Raphanus sativus (radish), 1735 nucleotides long. RefSeq lists its product as uncharacterized. The record is from RefSeq and is a predicted model, not a curated record. Lineage: Eukaryota; Viridiplantae; Streptophyta; Magnoliopsida; Brassicales; Brassicaceae. The transcript has 4 exons. Bases 245 to 1441 code for a protein of 398 amino acids.